Diabrotica virgifera virgifera (western corn rootworm) is the source of this 14685-nucleotide messenger RNA. RefSeq lists its product as uncharacterized. The record is from RefSeq and is a predicted model, not a curated record. Gene Ontology annotation, cellular component: endoplasmic reticulum; protein phosphatase type 1 complex. Gene Ontology annotation, biological process: response to endoplasmic reticulum stress. The transcript has 3 exons. Gene Ontology annotation, molecular function: protein phosphatase regulator activity. Bases 24 to 1088 code for a protein of 354 amino acids. NCBI's taxonomy places the organism in Eukaryota, Metazoa, Arthropoda, Insecta, Coleoptera, Chrysomelidae.
UUCUGAAUUAUACUAUCAUAGAAAUGUGGAACUGCACGAGAUCUUUUAGCCCAGGGGGACCUGUUAUAGGGCCUUUGCUACAACCCCAAAAGAGAGACUUCAGCUACAGCAUGUCUAAUCUAUCUGUGGCUCCUAAAAAACUGUUUUCCAAUCAAAACUUUGUUAGUAACCAUUACCCAAAAGUACAAAACCAUUUUAACAACACAGCCUACAGCCCAUAUCACAUGUGUCAUAACCCUGGUGACACAAUUGAAAUCAAAGUAAAGUCUGCUGAAAAUUCUAGUCAAAAUAAUAUAGAUAUCAUUCAAGAGAGUCUUCCUGUAGAGAAAAGUCCAGUUCAGGAUAGUCAAAUGUGCUCUACCAGAAAACGGUGUAAGAAAAAUCGAAGGAAUCGUAAGAAGGUUACUAACAAAAGUUCGAAACAAAAUAAAUCCAGAAGACAGAUUACGGAUAUGAUGGAAGUGGAUGUUGAACCUGAUGUCUCUAUGGACAAUGCUGACUACAGUAUGAGCUCUAACUUUCCUAGCUCAUCCCCAACAUGCAUCAGCGUAGCUGACUUUCUAUUGGACAUACCCGCCAAAACGAGCAAAUCAGACGACGAUGUGUUCACACUUAUAUCCAUCUCACCCUCCAUCAGCUCCAGACCCUGCUCCAGAGAAAGAGAGAUAUCUAUCUGCGAAUCCGAAGACAGUUUCAUCGUCUUCGACAGUGGCACCGAUGAAGAAUUGAAGUUCUCCGAUUCGGAGGAUAACGCUGAAUUGGAUUCAGAAGACACUGAUGAUGAGGACGAUGUAGUGGACGGUGGAUCCGAUUCAGAAAGCGAUGACGACUGUGACUCUUCUUUUUCGGUUGUGCCUUGUAAGAGGGUUCGAUUCGCCGAUAACGAAGACCUUUGCGAAAUCCAUCAGAUGGUCCAGUGGUCUUUCGCAUACAGAAAAGCACGAAAGGGUCCUUGGGAGGAAUACGCCAGAGACAGAGAACGAUUCAAUAAACGUAUUAGCGAAACAGAACGAAUCCUUGCUCCAAUUUUCGACGGCAGACAUAGAGAAAAUGUGUACAAAUCGAGAUUCGAAGACACGAUAGGUUAAUCUGUAUAUGCAAAUUUAUCCGAAAAGACCAUUGAAAGAGUUCAGUUUUAUCCCUUGUACAAUUUUAACCCUUAACUACUGACGUGGAUGUUUUAGGACAUAGAUUCAGGCAUGCGGUAUGUCAUACCGUUGCCAGUUCUCCUUUGUUUUCAAUAUGAAUUUGCUUUAUAUCACUUUUUUUACAUCAACUUGAAUAUGAUUCUUCAUUCUACUGUAGAAUAAAAUUCUGUUCCAAAUAAAACAAACUUUAUUUUUCCAAGAAAGUUAUGAACGCAUGGAUAAUAUUAAAGAAAUGGCGAAAGUUCUUGCAAAAUUCUUUAUAAACUGAAUUACAAAAAAACUUCAGUAUUGGUAACUAAAAAAUACUAAAAUAAUUUUAAAAGCAGUUGAAGGCAGAACAACUGGAUGAACUUGUUGCCAUACUAAUAACGAAAUAAUACACUGGACUGCUUUUAACUAUAGAAACGUAAACACUUACAUGCGGCAUGUGAUACCGCAAGUAAAUUUUACGUCAACGUAGCUCAAAGACUAAACCAUACUAAAACUGCAGCAGUUUAAGAGCAGGUACAAUUACACAUAACUUACAGGUAUACAGAUGGUAAUCUUUUAUAAAAGAAUUUUUACAACAAAAUGUAUUCGGCGCGGUCUGGCAUACCGCACGUCAGUGAUUAAGGGUUAAUAUUACUAAAUGCACAAUGUACUUCAAUGAAAAUAAAAUUUUGGAAAUAAUGAAGUUGUUGACAGGCGGUAAAAUUCUUAUUUUUCUAAGGUCUUUUCUUGUAUUACAUAUAAAUCCGUUUUUAGUUACUAAGCAUCACGAAUCGAAGACUGAAAUGAAAUCAUUUUUCAUGUUUAAAUUCACAUCCAAAAAUGACCUGGUUGCCCCUUUGAUUAAUAGAGGCAUAUACAUAACCCAAAUAAGUCCGAAACUAUUCUUUUGAAUUUUUUAAAUACUUAAUUAAAAAAAUUAUAAAGAAGUAAAAACUUCGUUUGUAAAAUAGUAUAUGUUUUAUUAAAAAAAACUUUUGAAAAUCAUCCAAGUUGAUUACAAAAAUUCCAGAACGUUUUCGGUCUUGUCAGACCAUCAUCAGUGAAACAUUGUGUCUUGGGUGACUAUGCAAAUUGGUUAAGGUACUAGUACACUUUAGAAGAACAAAAUUAAGCAUUGUUUCAAGAUUUUUUUCUCACAACCUUUAUUAAAAAUGAGCAUAAAACUUUUUACAUAUUAAUUAAUAUCUAACUCUUAGAAAAUACAAAAAAUAUAUCUUUUUUCAUUUAUGCUCGUACACUAAUAUUGUAGAGGGCGCCAAAGUCGAGACCUCGAAAAAAAGUAGUUCCGAUGGCGGACAGUUAAUCUCGGGAUUGGGAUCUCUGAAACAAAAAGAUCGUACGGCAUUUGAAAAAGGAAGGUUUCGUACGUGACAAUAUACCACCGUUAAUGGUAAAAAAUUCCUCAAAAAAAAGUUUUUAAGGAAAUUUGAAAAAAUUUUGUGAAAAAAUCGCCCGUUUUUCUUCAGUUUGUUAUCCGUAAAUUGUCAUCUAAGAAACCUUCCUUUUUCAAAUGCAGUACGAUUAUUUUGUUUCAGAUGUCCCAAUUCUGAGAUUAACUGUCCGCCAUCAUUUUUCGAGGCCUCGACUUUUGCGCCCUCUACAAUAUUAAUGUACGUGCAUAAAUGAAAAAAGAUAUAUUUUUUGUACUUUCUCAGAGUUAGAUAUUAACAUGUAAAAAGUUUUACAGUUGAGUCCGGGAAUCUUUAGCCGUGCGUCAUCAUUUAAAACAUACGAAAUAAGUCGAUGAUAAGUCGGAAAUUGAAAUUUACUAAACGCAACAGCAAGUCACUUACUGUCACUUGCUGUUGCGUUUAGUAAAUUUCAAUUUCCGACUUAUCAUCGACUUAUUUCGUAUGCUUUCUAUGAUGACGCACAGGUAAAGAUUCAGGGACUCAACUAUAUGUCCAUUUUUAAUAAAGGUUCUGAGAAAAAAGUUCUUGAAAAAAAUGAUUAUUUAUGGUCUUCUAAAGUGUACUAGUACGUCAAAGGUUUGCUGGAUCCUCUUUUUAUUGUCUUUUUAAAGGCUUCAAGAAUGCCUGCUUUGACUGCGUUGCUUUCUUUUUUUUACUUGCCAUUUUUUCUUUCCUCUUCGUGUGCCUCAUCCUAAAGAACUUGGCGAUCAUCAUGGCUCAAUUAACUCUGUCUGCAACGGUUCUAUUGUUUUUCCACUCCACUGCUUUAAAUUUUUCAACCAGGACCUAUGUCCUCUCCCUGGUCCUCUUUUUCCUUUAAUUUUUUUUAUGACCAAUCGGAUCAACUCGUAUUUUUCAUUUUUUAAUACGUGACCAAAGUAGCUCAUUUUCUUUCCUUCAUAGUGUUAAGUCUUUUUCUUUUUUCAUCUUUCUUAAAUGUUUCCCUGUUUGUUACGUGUUGUGUCCGUGAUAUUUUCCACAUUCUUUGAUAUCACCACAUCUCGCUGGCAAGUCCUUUCUUCAGUUGCGACUGUAAUUAUCCAGGAUUCAACUCCAUAUAAAAGGGUAAAGGAUACGUAGCAUCUCUAUACUCUAGUUCUAAUUUCUAUUUCCAGUUUUCCAUUGCAUGAUACUGCUUCCAUCUUAUUGAAAGUGGUUCUGGCCGAUCUCAUUGCGUCGUUUUACUUUAGCAGUCCCAUUGUUCAUUUAGCUUACAUUCCAAGUAAUUGUAUCUGGGUACUUUCUGUAAAGCUUUUCCUCAAACGUAGAUUAUUUCGUCUUUAAUCCUGUUCUUACUGACAAUCAUGAUAUUUGUUUUUUGUGUGUGUGUGUUCAGAGCCAUUCCAUACCUGUCGCAGUACUGCUUAGUGCGAUCAACCCAAAUUUGCAGGUCUUCUCUGUUAUCCGCAAGGAGCAUUGUAUCGUCUGUAUAUCUGAGGUUAUUCAUUAGUGGUCCGUUAAUUGAUAUGUCUUCUUUGAUUUCUUCUAGCGCCAUUUUAAACAUCUCUUCUGUGUUGUAUUUUGUCGAAGGCUUUCUCAAAGUCAACCGAACAUAUGAAUACGCCACAGUUAACAUCUUGACACCGUUCUAUGAGUGUUUGUAUAUCUUGUAAAAAGCAGUGUUACUAAAUUAGAGCUACAUAUUUGUAGAGUGUCCAUUUAAAAGGACAGUGGCUUUAUCAGGGUUAAAAUCUUGAUAACUGUAUAAAACACAACGUGUAGUGCAGUUAUCUGUUUAUUACUUUUGGAACAACGUUUCCCUAUACAGUGUAAUUCAUUUGAUAUAGUUCUGCAAGUAAACUAAGAGAGUCAUUAAUAUUCAACUCAACGGGGUACGAUUGAUGGAAAUGUGUACUUAAAUAAACAAGGGAUCAUUCCAUAAAACAGGUAGAUCCCUUGUUGAUAGAAUUUCACACCUUGAAGAAUAGCACCCCUCUGAGCUAAACAUUAACGACUCUUAGUUUGCUUGCAGAACUUUAACAAUAUUCCUUUAUACAUUUACAUCAAAAUAAAUCGUUUUACUUCUGUGGGGAUGUUGUUGAAAUUGUUUGUAGGUUUAUCUAACAUAUUUUGUAUAUUGUAUAGCAUUAUAAAUCAAAAACAGCAAUCAUGAGGUCAAAGUUCUAUUGAAGAUAUUUAUACAUUUCAAAACAAUGCAAACUAUUGCAUGUCUAGACGUAUGUAUCAUCAAGGUGUAUUAUUCAUAUCAACAAAUUAUUCAGAUUGUUUGUGUUAUACUUCAAUUAAAAAUUGAAUAAUGUAGUGAACAUUUUAGUACUGAAUUAUUAUUAAAGCAGAUAAAUUAUCUAUGUAUAACGCUUUGUAUAAGGAAAUAGUUUCAUCCACUAACAGUGUGAUAGACCAGAGAAAUUACAGAAAUAAAAGACUUUUUUGUGACACUUUUUAAUAUAGAUAUCUAAUAAUUGCCUUUGAUAAAUUUGGUGAUAACAGUAUAAUAUAAUAAACAUAAUAUGCAAAAUAUUACAUCAUUUGUAACUAACAAACGGUAAUAAUAUGUAGUGCAGUCAAUGAGGGUAUUUGGCUCCGAAUUCCAUCCUACUACAUCGAUUUACUUCCUAAACACAGUCUACCCUAUAUCCUAUGCCGCUUUUAUCUUGAGGGUGGUUGCCACUCCUUCCCGGGGUGGAAAAUUUUUUAAUCAAUAUAAUCACGGAAGUGAUUAGAGAACUUAAUUCUAAACAAAAACUGUUGUAUAAUUGUUUUUGAAAAUUCAAUACUUUUUGACUUCAUGGUUGAGAAUUUGCGAUUUUCAUUGAAAAAGACAUCUUUUCGGACGGUUUUUUGCGAAUACCUUAAAAAUUAUGCAUCUAUAACUAUGUAUAUACAACAUUUUUGUAGUUUAUGAAAAAUCAAAGAGAUUCAUUUCUUCAUAAAUCUUCUAGUUAUAAUAAAAAGAGGUAUGGUAGGUGAAUAGGUGAAAAAAGAUUUUUUUGUUGCAUGCUCAAAUCGGUGUAGUCAACUUAAAAUAACAGAAUAUUGGUUGAUUUUAGGGAAGAUAAAAUGCGAAGUAUAUUUAACUCCCCAUCCACCAGAAAUUAAAUGCAUCCUUUUUCUUCUACAAUACUUUUUAUUACAGUAUUAUUUCUAUGUUCAAAGGACGAAAAUAAAUGGUUUUUGAAAAAAAAAAUAAGAUCAAAUUAUACAGAUUUUUAAGAACAUUUUUAAAUUUUCUUAAAAAUCUUCCUUUUUCUCCAUGUAACUCGAGAUACGAAAAAAAGAUACAAUACAAAAAGGUAGGGUUUUUUUAGAUAAUUUUUUUUCAUUACUGCAUCUCUUGGCAUUUUCGAGUGACAUGGAGAAAAAGAAGAUUUUUAAAAAAAUUUAAAUGAUUUUAAUAAAUUUAAUUUGAUUUUUUUUUCAAAAACCAUGCAUUAACCCUUCCAACUUUUUGAACAUUUUAAAGUCUCUUGAGCACUACAAAAUGUAACGUAGCAUCAUCACCUAAUAUCGACCAUUUCUGUUAUUUUACGUUGAAUACACCGAUUUGAGCAUGCACCAAAAAAAGUCUCUUCACCUACUAUGUCUCUUUUUAUAUAAUAACUAGCAGAUUUAUGAAGAAAAGAAUCUCUUUGAUUAUUCAUUCAUAAGCUACAAAAAUGUUGUAUAGUUUGUUUCAUUAGUUGCAUAAUUUUUAAGGUAUUCGCAACAAACCGUCCGAAAAUGUGUAAUUUUUUAAUGAAUAUGGCAAAUUUUCAACCAUGAAUAUCUCAAAAAGUAUUAAGUUCUCAAAAAAAAUUACAGAACAGUUUUUGCUUAGGAUUAUAUUCUCUAGCCACUUCUAGGCAUAGGGUAGACUUUGAAUUAGUAGAUAAGUAGAGGCUAUUCCCACAAUUUCAUUAAAAUGUGCUCGUAUUGACUGGCGUAAUAAACAAUAAAAGAAUUAUAAAUUAUAAUGUAAAAGUGACACAAUUUUACUAAAAAAUAUAUGUAUAUAUAUAUAUAUAUAUAUAUAUAUAUAUAUAUAUAUAUAUAUAUAUAUAAAAUUAUUUAAAAUGAGAGCUUGUAAAGUUAUUUUUGUUAAUUUGUUGCUUAUCUAUUGCAAAACUAGCUUCAAAAGUAGACUUUUUUGAAAAUUAUUAAUAACUUUUCUAAAAAUGCACAAAAUACUUUAAUUUCGCGUAAUAAUGGGAACAAUAUUACAUAUUGUUAUUACAAGAUUAAUCAAAAGCAAUUGUUAGAUACUCUUUUUUAUGAAUAUGUAAUCAUUUUUGGAAAUAACAUUAGUCUUUGAAUCAUGGGUUGGAAAUUUACAUAUGUAUUAAGAAAUUGGGAUGUAUAUGAAGAAUGAUUCGUGAUGUUUAUGACUUUCAUAGGCUGUGAUGUAACAUAGUACAUAGUUUCUACAUCUUUAAGCUGCUUCAAAUUAAUCUUUGAUUAACUGUGAUAUUUUUUAACAUUGCCAACAAGAUCUGAAUUUAUUUAAUCUCUUGCCUUAUCACCAACAAUCGAAACCAUUUUGGAUUACCACUUGAUCAAAUGUAUAAUAAAGGUUAUCGAUCUCUUUUCAUUUCCCUUCAAAGUAUUUUACUUGCGCCUUGUUUUAGCGUCGUCCUGAUCUCGUGGUUAUAAUCUCACUGUAUUUAUUGUUAUCUUUGUUUUUACGUUGUCUCCGUUGUUUCAUCAUCUUUGGUAACCACUUUCUCUGAUCUGAAUAUCAUCCAAAACUAAACAGAUUAAUAUAUAACUUACGAGAUGCAAUUCUCCAAUACACCAGGAAUUUCUGCUUCUUAAAAAAUAUAAUAAUCUGUGGAUCUUCUUCUGGUGCGCACUCCACUAAUGAAGGUUAGUAAAUGCCAUUGAAAAUGCGUCUCCAUCUUCUGCUUUUCUUAAAACCGUCUGUGUGUUUAAUCCGGUCCGGUCACAAAUGUUUUUCAACCAAGAUAUUUGUUAUCGUCUAUGGGGACCCCCUUUCCUUCGAUUUUACUCUUCAUAAUCGGCUGCAACAAUUCCUACUUGUCAUUUCUAAGCAUGUGCCCCUAAUAUGCUAUCUUUCUCCGUUUAAUGGUGGUCAAAAGUUCUCUGUAUCUUCCCAUUCUAUGCAACCCUAUUUCGUUCUUAAUAUAACCAGUCCGUGGUAUUUUCAAAAUUCUCCUAAAAAGCCAUAUCUCAAAAGCUUCCAGCUUUCUCAUUAACUCAACAUUGACAGUUCAAGCUUCAGCACCAUAAAAAAGGAUAAAGUGGAUAUAACAUUUUACCAUCCUUUAUCGUAUUUGUAGAUUGAGUCUUUGGUUACUCAGAAAUUUCCUCAUCUUCAAGAAAACUGCUCUUGAUUGCUCUAUUCUUGAUCGAAUUUCGGAUUUAGACCUUCUGUAAUCCAGACUCUUAAGUAUUUCAUUUUGCCCACUGGUUCAAUAUCUUCAGUUUUUAUCUGGAUCCUUACUGAUAAUCCAGGUUUUUGUUUUCUUUGUUUAUUGUUAAAUCAAACUAUUUCCCAAUAUCACAAAUUGGGUUUAGUAGCGUCUGCAGGUCUUUCCCAGUUUCAGCGAUAAUGACUAUGCAUUUUGCAUGACUAUGAUUCUUUAAAGACAAUCGUAAUAAAUGUCCGUGUGAUGUUUAACAGUUUUAAUUAAUAAAAUAGAUAACUAAAUUAUAGAUACUAUUAAAUUGACGAAAUGUAAAAGUGUUUGUGUAAUUGCGACCAAAAUUUGCGACCAAAAAGAAAUGUAGGUAUUUAGAGAUAAUUGCAUCUAAUUAAUAUUAUAACCGGCUUUUCAUAAUAUUCGUUUUAAAGCGUCUUUUUACGUCUUAUCCCCAAUAACACGUCCGUCGUCGUUCUGAUCUUAAAAUCGACUAACUCUCGCACCUACGCUAAAAACAAAUUCUCUUCGGCUAAUCUCCCUUCUCCGUUUUCCCCUGAGCGGGGACCAACGUUCCCAACCCAAUAAAAUUGGUUCAAAGUAUGUACCGCCCUUUUCCAAUAAACUAAAACUAUAAAAAUUAGUCAAGCCGGCUCCUUGUUUAUCUUUAACGAUUGAAAAUAAACACAAUCUUCUCACUAAACUACCCGUCGAUUAGAUACGCCCACACAGCUGUCCCUAAGGGUGUCGACAGCCGCUCGUUUCGUGUUUCUACUAAUAAUUAGAGAAAAAAUAUAUACAGGUGUCUUAAAAAUUAAGGUAAAAUAUUUACAAAUCUACAUUCGGCCAUCCUGCUCGGAAUCCGACCCGGAUUCCAUGUAGUUAUCUAUCCACGGCUUCAUGUACUCUGCACACGUUGAAGUGCUCUGAGGUCCAUCAUGGUAUCCAGAUUUCUUUACCUCGUAUCUGUCAUUUGGAUUCACUUUUACUACCACGUACUAAAUAUUUUUUCUGCAGUUUGAGUCCUCCACCAAACUGUGUUCUCUUGAUUGCCAUUGAUCUUGCCACUCUCCCUUUCUGUGUUCCAACUCGUUUCGAUAAUCCAACUCAUUUUGGGGGUUAUAAUCCCCCCCCCCCCCAGAGACUAUCAAGUAGUUGUAACUCCCCCUUAGGAUCAUUCUGGUUACACCUCUGAUCCCUUCUGUGAAGUUUUCAAGUUCUUGUGUAAAGAACUCUUGUGGAUCUGUUACUAAAUUCAAAAUGUGUUCUAAUUAUCUGAGCCAGAAUUGCGUUGAAAUAGUUCUUCACUCUUCUCAAGUGGUACUGAACUGCAUUUUUGUCUUUCUGUAAUAGCAGAAUUGGCUUUAGUGAAAUUUUUCUUUAUAAUUCUGAUAGUACAGAAUAGAACUUUCAAUAUUAAAAUAGAAAGUUUUUUGACAGCUCAGAUUAUAUUCACAAUUCUAAUAUCCGACAUUGAUAAGGUAGUUGAGAGUUAUUUUUAUCAGAUUAUUUGAAGUAUGCUAUAUUUAAAAAAAUUAUUAGUAUUUAUGGGAAAAUAGAUAAUAAUAUAUAAUACUAAUAUAUAAUUCUACUUUAGAAGUACACAUUUUUAUACUUCUUGUAAAUAUAUGGAUCGCCUUUCUAAACGGAGCCCUUGGACAUGCCAAGCAUAAUAUUUCAAAUUCGUUGGACAGAUGUAAUGAGGUUGACAGAAAUUACAAAUUAAUUGCAUAUAGUGUCCCAAAUUAGAGACACAUAAAAUUAUAUAGUGGUAGAUAAUGUUAUUUUUAAUAUAAUAUGCAUAUCUAUAUAAAUAUGUUUUUUUAUGUAAUUGUAAAAUAUAAAUAAAAUAUGAAAUUUUAAUAGAGAUAUAAUUUUUUUAUUGAUUUAUAUAAAAUUCAGACGUUAUAUUUACAAAUGUCUGUCCUUUUAUUGUUUCAUACAAUAUAUUCUUUAGUUUUCUAUGGUUUGUUUUUACACCAGGAGGAGUAAACUAAAAAGACAGAUUCACGCUCAAGAAAGUCACUAGAAAAAUCACCAAAUACAACUUCUUUUUUGGUUGAUCAUAUCGGCCUUCGACGGUAAUCCAUACAUAUUAUAUUAUACUAAUACGUCGCUAAAGAGUUCUAAAAACAACAUUUUUAUAUAAAAGUACUCCUAUUGGUUUAAAAACAGACCAUAAUAAAAAACGAGCAAUACUUCAUGGAAUGCUAAUUUCUAACUUUUAUUAUUUAUAGAAGAAAGAAGAGAAAAUAAUACCCCAAGUUUUUAUAACUUCGUAAGGAAGAAAUUACUGUAGCAGGCUGUAUACCAUUUAAUUACAAGUAAAAUUUAAUAAAAUAUUUUGUUCUGGUAAAAGGUACAUUAGUUUAAAAAGCCCCUAUAGGGCUACAAACAUAUUAACAAAACGUUUUCGCUUUAACAAGAGCAUCAUCAGUGCUUGUAACACUGAUGAUGCUCUUGUUGUAACGGGUAGUCCUUUCAAGACGACAGACUCGGUAAAACACAAGUUAAAAAUAAAGUAAAUAUAUUAAAUAUAAUUAUAUACAGUUUAAAACAAAUAAAAUAAAAUAUAACUCCGUCUUCUGCAAAGGAAAAACAAUAUUAAACUUUCUUACAGUUAUCCGAUGAUAAUAGCAACAUUAAAAUAAUACGAUAAACAGUAUAUUUAUAUACAAUAACAAUCUCGCUACGUUAAAUCAACAUAGCCCUAUAUUCCGAUCCGGAGAUCAUUCCUCGCUACUACCGCACACUGCGAUAACGGGCAUGGCAAGACUCCACGUCACUACUGUGGCGUCCGCCUAGGCAUAGUCCCACCUCACAUACGGUGCAUCUAUUGCCAAGCCAGCUAAUGCUCGCUCAAUACGUGAGCAGCAGCUGUUGAGCCAUGGUUAGUUCAAUUCGCUAGCAAUUACUGAUUUUCUCAUUCUCCUAGCUCGCCUUAAAUAUGCUCUCGAUGCCCUCCCCUUCGGUUUCCCCCAGCGAUGCUAUGCGCCAACACGGAUGCUCUUCCGGUCGUCUCUGGUAAAACAGCUCAUCGCUUGUCGAGGUAUCAUAUCGUUACAUUGUUACAAUCAUUGGCUCUACAACCCAUAGUGGCUCUUGAACUGUUCUAGAAUCCACCUCUACUUCUGUUAAUUUCAGCAGUUACUGUAUUACUUUGGUUGAUUUAUGAGCCUAGAUAUAUACUCUCUUUUACUCCUUCGAAAGUAUAUGCUCCAACUGUAUCCAAAAAUGCAACAUGUCUAAUGUUUGUUUUUUAGCCAAGAAGAGUGAUUCAAAUUUACCGCGCCGUAAUGCUUGUUUCUAAUUGGUCCAACCGCGGGCAAGCUUACUCCACUGAAAUUAAAUUUUGACACUAAUGACAUUUAUGAAAUUUUGGCACUUCUGUCAUUUUAUAGGUUAAUUAAGUAUAUCGGCGAUUUUUUGUUUUCUGCAUUAUUCCUUUAAUUUUUAGAUUUUUAGUCUACUUUUAUAUAAAAACAGUUGUUUUUAAAACUCUUUAGCGAUGUGUUAAUAUAAUAUGUAUGGAUUAUCAUCGAAAGCUGAUAUGAUCAACGAAAAAAGAAGAUAAAUUUGGUGACGUUUCUAGUAACUUUCUUGGGUGUGAAUCUGUCUUUUUAGUUUACUCCUCUUGGUUAAAAAAUCAACUAUAGUAUGUGUUAAUACUUACUGAGUGUUAGUUGUCACUGCUUUGACAUGAAUGUAUUGCCAACUGCUAAAAAAAUUAUAUAUGACUUUUAGCUUGUAUAAACCUAUUUAUAUCUGUUAAUGAAUUUCAAAUGUCAAUUGAUUCGGUAGGAUUCGUUACUUAACGGGGUAGGCGCAAAAUCUUGGCCCAAUAUAUUUAAAUGCACUCAUUUUUUUCGAAUCCUGAGAAAACUAAAGUAAUUUUUUUGAACUUAAACGCACAAUGGAAAACUCGCUGAAAACUUCUAUAACGUUUAUUUUAAUAAGUUACAGGGGUAAAAAACAAAGAAAAAUUUAGUAUGAUUUUUAAUUUCAAAUAUUUAAUCCAAAAGAAACUUUUGUUUAUUCUAAGGGACUUUCGGUAAUUUGUAAUGUAAUCUUUCAUUCUGCGUUUAAAUUUUUCUAAAACAUUUUCGAAAAAAAAAACGAAUGCAUUUAAAUAGCAUUGACCAAGAUUUUGCGCCUACCCCCUUAAGUCUGGCGGACCCUUAAAUGUUUUCCUUUCUUGCCUAAAAUCCGAACCCUUUAUUUUGUGUACAUAUUUUAGGUGGUUGGUAGUAAACUUUUAAGUGUAAUAACUUGUAUAUUUUUAUAGUAUGUCGUAAGUAAAUAUUUUAACAAUGCAAUUUAGAUUUAGUUUUUAUUUAAAAACAAAUAUUCUGGGACAUCCAAGUAUUAUAUCACAUUUUGUAAACGUAGUUAAGUAUGAGGAGAUAAUUUUAAAAACUGCAUUUAGUCAGUAAAGAAAAAAACAGCUGAAUAUAUCUUGUAUAGGUUUUUAAAGGUUCUAAAAGAUAUAUGCCUCAGAAAUCCUUAAAGAGCUAAGAUUCUUACGUGAAAUCGAUGAUUUUUUCACAGAUAGACUGGGAUAAUCCAGAAAUACAUUCAAUAAUUCUUACCACAAGGUAUUCUUCUUCCUCUUUAUAUGCAAUUCUGCUUGUUCGUUGCUUAUUGAUACCUCCAUGGAAGGUUGCCACUCCAUCUUUUGCAUUUCAGGUGAUUGUAUCCAGUGUCAUUUAUUUCCUGUCAUUCGUUAUUUAAAAAAUCUCGAACUUUUUCAACGUCUUGGUUCCGAGAGCCGAGCUGUCCGUUCGAGUUGGCGCCCUUUUUCUUUUCUUUCCUUGUUGUACCUCCAUAUCAUUUUAUCUCUAGCAUUCUUAUCUACUUUCCUUCCAUUUUUGUAUUGACGGGUCUCAUUUUCUUCCUUGUUACUGUCAUUUCAUUAUCCCAUCUAUCAUUUUAUAUUUCUAAAGCCAAUAUUCAGUGUAUUGAAGCUAGCCCGAAUACUCACUUGAGAUUCAGUGUCUCUCUGCCGAUUUGAUUUGUUCUUCUGAGCUAAGCCACUCUUCUUUUUGCAUUAAAUCUCUUCUCUUCUAUUUUCCCCCUAUUUCGACAGUUCUUUUCUUCAAAAAUCUCAAUACCCAGAGUAUUGUCAUAUGUCAUAUUGUAUGUCAUAUUGAAUUCGUUUGCUGUUAUAUUUAUCUGUGGACUAAUUUUUGCAGACUAUCUUCAUCUUGGGCUAUCAAUAUUGCGUCGUCUGCGCAACAGAGUAUUUUUGCUUCUUUGUUUCCCAUUCCUUUGUUGACGCACAAGGUCUUGUAAAAAAAUAUCUACGACUUUAAUCAAUAUGUUGGAAUUAUAGUUAACUCCUCAUAUACAAUAUGUUUUAUUGCUAUCUAAAGUAUCUUCAUUUCAUUUUAAAAUUGUUUAUUUUUUGUUUCAUUUUACCUCCAUUUUUUUGAAAUCAGACAUUUCAUCGACUGUAUAUCUUUAUAAAUGUAGAUGUCGAAAAUUUCAAAAGUUUGGGAGUAUAACAGAUAAAUUUCGAAGGUUAUACCAGAAAAACAAAAGAUUUUUGCUCAAUUAUAGAAUAUUUUUAAUGACGUUAAUUGACAAUUAGUCAUUUCACAAAUCAUAAAUUUAUGUACAUGACAUUUAUGGUUUGUCGUUUGAAUAUUGUAGCUCAUUUUUCUUUCCUUCAUAGUGUUGAGUAUGUCUUUUUCUUUUUUCAUCUUUCUUAAUAUUUCCGUGUUUGUUACGUGUUGUGUCCAUGGUAUUUACCACAUUCUUCGUAACACAGCAUCUCAAAGCUGGCAAGUGACAGCUUUUUCAGUUGCUUCCGUAAUGACACAGCCACCUUUACUUUACGUUAAGUAAAGGUGGCUAUGGUAAUGGACAUCCUAAGUCUUGACGUCACAAAAUUGGGAGGAGCUUAUAUUUGACUCCAAACAAUUUUGUUUAUAAGGUUAAACACUCAUAAGGAAUUUUUCAUUUAUUGUUUACGUGGUUUGUGUGACAAAAUAAGACUUUUCAUUUAGGUAUUUAGUUAAAGAAACGUGUCAGUUACGAGAUUUUUAUUCGUUUUUGCCCAGGCGAGUUAAUUUAAUACAAUGAUUAGAACGUAAACAGUUUUGAGGUUAUGUUUAUUUUCAACCAGUAAGGAAUAAAAACCACCUGAGCAAAAACGAAUAACAAUCUCUUAAUUAACAAGUUUCUUUAAGGAAAUACCCAAAUGAAGUCUUAUUUUGCCACACAAAGCACAUAAAUGAAAAAUUCCUUAUGACAAUUUAUCGUUACAAACAAAAUUGUUUGGAGUCAAUAUAAGCUCCUCCCAAUUUUGUGACGUCAGACUUAGGCUGUCCAUUGUCCAGUCUUUAACUCCAUAUAACGGAGGAUAUAAAGGACAGACGGAUGUCAGCUAAUAAUGUAUUUUAAUUCAACAAUUUUUUCUUUAGUUUUGGACCUUGUUGAGGGAGGGGGAGGUUUCCCUCCCCGUGUAUCCGACACUGAUUUAAAGUAAAUGUUAAACUACUAUUAUGAUAAAAUAAUUCACAAUGUAUUCAAGCUAAAAUUCAUUAAUAAACUCAAGAUAUUCUUACUAUGUCCACUAUAUAGUAAGAAUAGUGUUGUGUGUUGUGUCCCAGAAAUGUAGCUUUAUAUUUACUAUGUAAUGUAAAGUAACCAAAUAACGAGUACCUUCGAAAAUUUUAUUCCAAAGUACAGUUGUCAGAACUACUAUAGUUAAGUUCCCCGUUUUAUAUGUUGGUGCUAUCACUUAUCUAUCUUUAAGUUACAUUUUGGAUUAUUUAUAAUAAAUCCUUAAAAAAUAUACAAUAGUUUGUUUUC